Perkinsus marinus ATCC 50983 is the source of this 244-nucleotide messenger RNA. RefSeq lists its product as hypothetical. NCBI's taxonomy places the organism in Eukaryota, Perkinsozoa, Perkinsida, Perkinsidae. The record is from RefSeq and is a predicted model, not a curated record. The transcript has 2 exons. The annotation marks the transcript as partial.
AUUGUAUAUGAGCAGCCACCAGUAGCGAGUAUCCUACAUCCAUGGCUGUGUGAUACACACUGCAGUGGUUGUUUUAGUAAGAUGGGAUCUAUUAAUGGGAAGUUGAAGACCUGUUCAAGAUGUAAAGUAGCACGAUAUUGUUCUACACAAUGUCAAGCAAGUGACUGGAAGGCUGGUCAUAAACGUGAAUGUCCUCUUAUUACUCGUCUACUAGAUGCUGGUAUCACUCCACAACAACUUAGUG